Messenger RNA from Saccostrea echinata, 437 nucleotides. RefSeq lists its product as uncharacterized. The record is from RefSeq and is a predicted model, not a curated record. The transcript is spliced from 4 exons. The coding region runs from base 1 to 360 and encodes 119 amino acids. Gene Ontology annotation, molecular function: calcium ion binding. Lineage: Eukaryota; Metazoa; Mollusca; Bivalvia; Ostreida; Ostreidae.
AUGAAUAUCAAAGUUACUCUUUUCGUGUCCCUUUUGUUCGUGGUUUGUCUGGAGGCAGCUGAGAAAUCCAAAAGUUUGCCGAUGAGGAGAUGUAGCAACAAUUGGCUGUUUGUCUGGUGUAGAAGACGUGGUGGUGGUGAAUCAGACGGAACAUUGCCGUGUAAUUUCAACUUAUUUGACGCAAACCGUGAUGGAUCCAUUACGCUUGAGGAAUUUCAGAGACACGUGGCUCCAAAAUCAAGACCGCUUACCGAGACUAUUUUCUACAAAAUGGAUGCUGAUGCUGAUGCAGCAAUAACAGAAGCGGAGUUCAAGGACAGUCUGCCAACACUAAAGGCUGAGAAAAUAGCCAACUGCUAGUCAACUUGGGAAGUAAUGCCAAUGGAUUACAGAAAUCCUGGAGAAUAAAUGGACAAAAUAAACCUAAUAGCAUAAUA